Sitophilus oryzae (rice weevil) is the source of this 4231-nucleotide messenger RNA. RefSeq names its product dynein assembly factor 1, axonemal homolog (gene dtr). The record is from RefSeq and is a predicted model, not a curated record. Gene Ontology annotation, molecular function: protein binding. NCBI's taxonomy places the organism in Eukaryota, Metazoa, Arthropoda, Insecta, Coleoptera, Curculionidae. The transcript is spliced from 9 exons. Bases 36 to 3740 code for a protein of 1234 amino acids.
UUAUCAAUAAGUUAAAAAAAAUCAUUUUAUAAAAAAUGUCGCUGAUCGUAGAAAAUGUUCCCACAAAUUCCGAAACUGCCCAGUCAAAUGAUGUUAAUGAAAAAUACAGCAUACUGGAUAAACUUUAUAAAGGUCCUAGAAUGACGAAAGAGUAUAUCAAGAAACAUUGCAAAGAACAAAAACUCUAUCAGACCCCGCAUUUAAAUGAUGUACUUUAUCUUCAUUUUAAAGGAUUUUCUUACAUAGAGAAUCUGGAGGAAUAUACCGGAUUAAAGUGCCUCUGGCUGGAGAAUAAUGGAAUUAGACAAAUAAGUGGUUUAGAAAAUCAGAAAGAAUUAAGAAGUUUGUUUCUACAUUACAACUUAAUUAAAAAAAUUGAAAAUUUAGAAAAUUGUUCUAUACUGGAUACAUUGAAUAUAUCUAACAAUCAAGUAAAGAAAAUUGAAAAUUUAGAUUGUAUAAAAUCUUUGCACACACUGAACAUGGCCAACAAUUACGUGGAAAUCGUGGAGGAUUUUGAGCAUCUGGAAAAGCUCCUGGAGCUGUCCGUUCUGGAUUUAUCCAAUAAUCACGUGGACGAGCCGCUAAUCGUCCAGACAUUGGGAAAAAUGCCCGGUUUGAGAGUGUUGAAUUUGAUGGGUAACCCGGUAAUAAGGAAAAUACCGGCUUACCGAAAGACGAUCAUCCUAGCAUGCAAAGAUUUGCAGUAUUUAGAUGACAGACCUAUUUUUCCUAGAGAGAGAGCAUGUGCAGAAGCAUGGGAAAGAGGUGGGAUAGAGGAAGAACACGCUGAAAGACAGAGAUGGAUAGAUAAAGAAAGACAACGAAUUAUGGAUAGCGUUAACGCUCUGAUAUCUAUGAGAGAUCGUUACAGAGCUCAGAGACAACGAGAAGAAAAUGCCCAAAAUCCAGAUAGCGGUUUUUGCACUUCCGCAGUGGAUUCAGAAAGCGAUGCGGAAAGUUUGUUUCAGCAUAAUUUGAGCAGUAUAAAUCUAACUACUCAGAAUGAUUCGGCAAGUGUUUUAGCUGAAACCAACUAUUCUCGAACCGAUACCGAAGCAGAACUCUCUUCAGAUGAAGAAAGAGAAGAAUCGAAUUACAACUACGGUCACGAAACAUCGCGAUCUUCUGAAAACGAUUCCAAUUCAAACUCUGACAACAAUUCUGACGAUUUCAUGAGAGAUCGACAACCAAAUGAAGAUUAUUCACAGUAUCGAUCAAGAAUAUUUGAUUACUCAAGGAAAAGUUCACCAAAACCAAGGAAAUCUUUGGUCGUUGAAAUCGACCAACCCAGCACCAGUCAACAUACAUUUGAUGAGCAAAAUGAUAAUAAAGAUAAUGCAAAAGAUAUAAUUAAAAGGCAGAAUGAAGAAUCGUUUCAAAUGGUUAUUAGUGAUAUAUGCAAAGCUGUUGGAUAUCAGAAUAAUACAAAAUCAGAAAAUAACUUUACUGAUUCGACAAAUAAAACAAAUAUUAAGAACGCUGGUAAUGAUAAUACAUCAGAAAAUAUUGUAGAUGAUACAUUAGCAUCUUCAAGAUCAAAUGAUUCAUUCAUAAUUGAAGUUAGUAAACCCAGUUCAAGUCAACCAUCCUUGGCGGAAUAUCAAAAACAGACACACUCAAAUGAUUAUAUGAACGACACUUCACAAAUAAAUAAACCUUUGAUAGUUGAGAUCGACGAGUGCAGUAUAAGUCAACCGUUAUCUGCGGAGGAAGGAUAUGAUAUAACCAAUAAAGAGGAUGAAGAAGUAGUUCAAACCGUCAUUGAUAAUAUAUGUAAAGCUAUUGAAUGUUCCAAUGAAACCGAAUUGAAACAAACCAAAAAUACUAUACCAAUAUCUAUAAAUGAUACGAUCGAAAUGGUUGAUGAUUCUCAUGAAUCCCAUGAUAUAAUUUAUUCUAAGGAUAACAUAGAUACAGAAAUACUUGAUGGUAACGAUGAUAAGUUCUCCAAAGAACUGUACAUACGGUUAGAAAAACUAGAUGAAAGUAAAACUAAUCCUAUGAUUAAUAGCAAGUGUGAAAUCUGUUUACCUAAACAGUGUAACUGUAACAUUAUUUCCGAAGAUGAUAUCAAAAAGAACAUUGAAAAAGAAAUAGGUUCAAAACAGUUAUGUAUAAAACUAGAGAAGUUUGAUGAAGGAGUUACCCAAAAUAAUUGUGAUAAAUGCUGUUGUGUUGUACAGGAAGAAAAUAAUGACACUGUAAUACAGGACAUAUGCACAAAUGAUGAUAUUAUGAAUCAUAAUGAAUCUGAAUCUUCCCUAGAAUUAUCGGAUGCAUUAGACCCACAGAGUUCAGCUGAUGAUAUAGACAUAGAACAUCUUAUAUAUUUCAGAAAAAAAUGUGAUGAUUGUCAAGUUGAUAAAUGUCACUGUCACUUUUGUGAAGGAGGAAACGAGGAAAAUGAAGAAGAUAUCGAAAUAAUGGAGAGAAAACCGAAAAGCGUUUAUACAUGCCGCAAAUCUGAUGUAACCCAUGAAAACCAGACUAGUAACAGCAUCACUGAUGAGAUAAAUGAGCCAGACCAACAGACCCUUUCGCAAAAUGAGAAGCAACUUCCUCUAAAUAGCAGUUUUGUGCACGACAUUGAUCGAUCCGAUCUAAAUAUUUUUGAAAUUCCUGAUGAAAUUGGAGAGGGAGAUUUCACUGUACAAGUUAAAACCAAGGAAGAGCUUCAAACGAGCUUAUACGGCGAAAUAUCGAAGAAACAAGAUGAUUUGCAUGAAGACAGGAGUUACAGGGAGUUACUUACAUGGAAAAUCAACGUUCCUAGAGAAAAUCGUAUUAUUCUGGAACCCAUUGAUAGAAAAAAACGGCAGGAAGAGGAAAACGCUUUUAAAGACGAACUCUGCGAGCUGUUGCUUCUGUCAAGCAAAGAAGAAAAACCGGAAUUUGAAAUAAAGCCGCCUAAGAAUAUUGCCGAAGAAAACGAUAAGAUCAUUUACGCUAGGAACACCACUGAAAGUAUUUGCUCCAGGAGUGCAUGUAAAGAAACCGAAACUAAAAUUGAUGAAGAUCAAGAUAAUUCUUCAAUCAUACAUAAGGUUUUGAAGAUGUCGAAAAAUUAUCCAGUGUUCAACCAGAGAGAUGGUGAGAUAAUCAUGGACGAAGAAGGAAUUUCUGAAGAUUCCGGAAAUAACGCACGAAUCGUAUGUAACACUAUAUCGGAAGUUAGAGAAGAAAUCAAGGCGUUUAAUAAAAGUUUCGACGAAUUUACCAAGAAAAGCAAGCUAGCUAGAGAAAAAAUCAUGGAGGACUACACAGACGCAUUGAGAAAAGAAGAAAAAAUAUUAAAAAAAUUCAUGGCAAUAGAAGAAGAAUCUCAAGCCAAAAGAAGAGAAUUACCGAGAAUGAAAAGACCCAGAGAAAAAGUUGAAAUAACUGAUGAGUAUUUGAAGAAGCAUUUCAACGACAUGGGAAUGUUUAUGCCCGAAGAUCUGGAAGAAAAGCCUUUUUUAUUAACUCCCUAUUUAUUCACAAAAAGUCCAGUCACCGCUGAUACCACAGAAGAAAUAUGUGAUGAUAAUGAAUCGAUACAAGAACUGAAAAAGCAGUUAGAAAUUAUAAAGGAAAUGGUCGAAAAAGAAGAGGAGGAAGAGAAGAAGAUAAAAUUAGAAGAAAUCGAGCUAAAUGAGAUUGGUGUAACUAAUGUAGAGAAUGAGUCUGACGAAAAGAAAAUUAUAAAGAGAGAAAUUACAUGUUCUUUAGAGAUGCAGCUGGCACAAAACAAGAAAUAACUGAUUUAGAAUUAUCAUUAAGUCUUCACCUUAACUAGAUUUGACUGUCUGUGUCAAUAUAAAAUUCACUGCAUUUUCUCAUAGUCUAAGAGCUAGCAACGUUUUCGAGAAAGUACUUUAAGACGUCUGGCUCUUUGAUAUAUCUUUUACUAUGCUCUACAGGCUGCCGAUACACGUUGCGUUCACUACUGCGCAUCGGAAGAAGAUUCUAUAUUUUUUAUUAAUUUAGUCCUAUAAGUUCUAAUAUUGAAUAUAAAUCGAACAUGUCUCCAUAUCGCAGUGCGUAGAGUUUCUGACCACGAACCGUUGAUUUAGAGUUCGAAUCCGAGUCAGGGCAAAUACUUUUUUAUAUUAUUUUCGUUUAUAUUCUGAUAGUAAAGUAUUAAGUAAUUCUGAUGAUUCAAAAAACCAAAUAUUUAAUACUUUACUAUCAGAAUAUAAACGAAAAUAAAAUAAAAGUCUUUGCCCUGACCCGGAUUCGAACUCUGAAU